Messenger RNA from Antechinus flavipes (yellow-footed antechinus), 1878 nucleotides. It is a transcript of the gene DOK1, whose product is annotated as docking protein 1. NCBI's taxonomy places the organism in Eukaryota, Metazoa, Chordata, Mammalia, Dasyuromorphia, Dasyuridae. Bases 36 to 1484 code for a protein of 482 amino acids. The transcript has 5 exons. Gene Ontology annotation, biological process: positive regulation of MAPK cascade; cell surface receptor protein tyrosine kinase signaling pathway. Gene Ontology annotation, cellular component: cytoplasm. The record is from RefSeq and is a predicted model, not a curated record.
CCAGCGCCAGGAAGCGUCCGGAGCUGCCUGGGGCCAUGGACGGGGCCGCUAUGGACGGGGCUGCCAUGGAGGGACCGCUCUUCGUGCAGAGCCAGCGCUUCGGGGCCAAGAAGUGGAAAAAGACCUGGGCAGUCCUGUACCCCUCCAGCCCCAAUGGCGUGGCCCGCCUGGAGUUCUUUGAACACAAAGGGUCGGGCUCCGGAGGCGGGUGGGGAGGCUCCCGAAGACUGGACUGCCGGGUGAUUCGCUUGUCGGACUGUGUGAGCGUUGCCCCUGUGGCCUUGGACAGCCCCCCAGGGCCCGGCACAUCGGCCUUCCGACUGGACACUGCUCAGCGCUCCCACCUCCUGGCGGCCGAGGGCCCUGCCAGUGUGGCCUGGGUGCAGAUACUCUGCCAGACAGCCUUCCCGAAAGGCAGCUGGUCUCAGUCCCCAGGAGAAACCUCCUCUGGGCCCUCUACAAUGGAGAUGCAGGAGAACUCCCUGUACAGCCCCCAUGGGCAAGGUUGCGAGUUCUGGGUCACUAUACAGAAAACAGAGGCGUCUGAGCAUUGCAGAUUGCAGGGACAUUACGUGCUCAGGGUGGAGGCCAGUGGCCUGAGUCUCCUGAUGCUGGGGGGGCAGGGGCAGAAGAAGGACCCCCUGCUCUCCUGGCCCUACACUCUGCUCCGUCGCUAUGGCCGGGAUCGGGCCAUGUUCUCCUUCGAGGCCGGGCGGAGGUGCCCCUCGGGCCCUGGGACCUUCACUUUCCAGACCUCACAGGGCAACGACAUCUUCCAGGCUGUGGAGGCCGCUAUCCAAAGGCAAAAGGCUCAAGCUGGCCUUGCUGGGCCCGGGCCGGGCCAGGAUCAGCAGUGCGAGGCAGGGAUGGCAGGACCCGGAACGGUGCCCCCUGCACCCUACGGCCUCGAGGGUCCCCACGCUGCCGACGGCCCCGCCUUGUACUCGGAACCCUUGGAUGCCCUGCGGGCCCUGCCCAGCCCCUCCCCAGACCCCCUGUACUCAGAUCCUGUGGAUAGUUCGGGCCAGAGGACAGGACCUGGGGCUGCUGGAAGCUCCCCCCUCUACUGGGGCUUGUUUGACCAAGUGCACCAACAGCUCAAAGACACAAAGCUGGGAGGAGCCAAGAAGGAGCCCAUUUAUGACGAGCCUGAAGGCCAGAGUCCAGCAGCGCCCCCAGGCCUUUACGACAAGCCCCAGGAGCCCCGCGACGCCUGGUGCCAGCGAGCUCGGGCGCAGGAGGAGGGCUAUGAGCUUCCCUAUAACCCCGGCAUGGACGACUAUGCGGUCCCCCCGCUGAGGAACCUCAAGCCCAUCCCGCCCCCCAAACCCCAGCUGCUCCCCGCGCCUCACAGCCCCGGCAGCCCGGGACUCCCACUGUACAGUCGGGUCCUGAAGGGGGCUGCAGCCAAGGGCUGGGACCAGGGGCUGCCUGAGGGCGAAUCUCAAACUAGGACCGGCAUGAGAUCAGAAGGACCAAUGUGAAGACUUGGGUGGGGCUUGGAGGGCCUAAGCGGGUACUAAGCGGUCGUCUGGGUGAGCUGGGGAGGCGGGCGACCCCUCAGGAGAGAGGGGGGCUAGGCGGGAUCAGGGAAUCAAGGUCCAGACCUAGGAAAAGCCACAGUGGGCAGGAUUCCAGGACCAGACCUUGUGGCCAGAGACAGGCCUUGGGUCUGAGUGACGAGAGCUGCAAGGGCCGAGAGUCUGGAGAAGGAGCCCGAUGUUGGGGCCGAGCCCUGGCCAGGAUAGGAGCCUUUAGGGUCCCCUGCCGUGACUCCCAACUAGUUGUGGGACAUGUCGGGGUGGGGUGGUCUCCCGACCCUGAGCUGCUCACUGACACUCAAACUCAUUAAAGUCACUUGAGGCCAGAGCUCUGAAA